CUCGCUCCGUCAAGCUGUCCUCAGACUACGUGUCAGAUGCACGAACCUACCCAGCAACGGGUGUCGUAAGUUUGCCCUUUUUCCAUGUUGCUAAGCAGCUGUCUUCUCCCGUACUCACCUCGUUCACAGCCCAUCCUUCCACGCCUCCCCGCUGGCCACCCCCAGCGCCCCAACCCAAAGACCGCCGGCAAUGCGUCCUCAACCUCCACAAUCAAUAUCUCCCUCAGGCCUAUGAAACCUACCGCCCCAACCCUCCCUCUCUCCGCCAUCGACCCAAGCAAAACCUCCAUGUACGAUCUCAAGCAACAAUACAGCACAUCGACGUCAAUCCCAGCGACCAAGAUCAAGAUCCUCUACAAAAAGAAACCCGUCGCCGAGUCUAAACUCGUCUCGGAAGUAAUCGGCACCGGCGCCGGCAGCGACGUCGAGUUCAGCGUCAUGGUCAUGGGCGGCGCAACAGCAGGGGCUUCGGCACCGAGCGGCGAGUCGCCUGUAGGCAGUCCCGCGGCUGCGGCGCCGAGUGAGAGUGAUAAGGGCUUGGCUGGGGCUGGGGAGGGAGCGAAUGUGGGUGCUGCGGGAGGGGCGGCGGCGGUGGGGCCUAGCGGGAAGGAGGUUGUUGCUACGGACGAGUUUUGGGGGGAUUUGAAGAACUUUGUACUGCAGAGGAUAAAGGAUGAGCACGAGGGGGAGAGGUUGGUGGGUGUGUUUAAAAAUGCUUGGGAGGCUGAUCGGUAAUUGUUGAGGGACGAGAACAUGGUAGCAGAGACUAGAUGGUUCAAUAAAUACAUCA
Molecule: messenger RNA, 790 nt
Organism: Macroventuria anomochaeta
Lineage: Eukaryota; Fungi; Ascomycota; Dothideomycetes; Pleosporales; Didymellaceae
Exons: 1
Coding region: 85-735 (216 amino acids)
Source: RefSeq, a predicted model, not a curated record